UUUUCUCAUAAGAUAAACUUAGUACAUGCUUGCUUACACUACAAUUUACAAGUUGAGGAAUAAAUCCAUGUGAAUUUAGAGCUGUUCUUCAAAAUGUCAAAGAUACAGUGAGGUGAAACAAUGAUAUUUUAGUGGCUUGUCCUCAUUUUUUAUGUACAUUUCUUACUUCAUGACGUUGACUAUAAAAUAUUUGAGAAGUCAACACUUUUUUGGUUAAUGAGUUUUGACAUUACAGAUUUUCUGUAUAAAAGAAUAAGCUACACAUGAAUAGUGCAAGUGAUCAAAUGGGUCAAAUCGAAGAGAUUGAGAGCAAGGAAGUUCAGCAAACGGCUGAACCCAUUGGCUCAGUGGCUCCAAAUUUUCAUGCAAACCAGAACCAGCCUCUUGGAAAACCAUGGACCACAGGACUGUUUGAUUGCUAUGAAAAUCAGACAAAUGCUGUUAUGACAUCUUUUUUACCUUGUGUGACAUUUGGACAGAUUGCAGAAGUACUACAUGAAGGAGAAAUGGCUUGCCAUUUGGGAAGCUUCAUAUACUUAUUGAUGAUGCCUGCCUUGUGUUCUCAAUGGAUAAUGGGAUCAAAAUAUAGAACAAAGCUAAGGACAAAAUAUGAUCUAGUUGAAGCUCCAUAUACAGAUGUUAUCUCUCAUGUCUUUUGCCCUUGCUGUUCUCUUUGUCAAGAAUACAGAGAACUCAAAAUCAGAGGACUUGACCCUGCUCUUGGAUGGAAUGGAAUCCUUGCUCAACAACAAGGGAAGAAUUAUCAGGAUAAAACAGUAGACAUUCCUCCUGGAACUCAAGCCAUUUCCAAGUGACCAAAAAGUUACUUAAACUACAAGCUUUGAGUUUGAUUGAACAAUUACUGUAUGAAUAUUGUUUUAGUUAUUAUGGGGAGGAUGUUUUAUGCAUAAGAUUGUGUUAUGAAUUAUGAUAUGAUUGAUCAAAUUAUAAAGUUGUUGUGUUGUCUAUAUUAACUACCUCAACCAAAGUUGAGAAUAUUCUUUAUUGUUAUACACAACUCAACCACUCAAAUCUUAGCCCCACACAGAUCUUACAGACACAGUUAUUGAAUUGAAUCCAAUUACGACAAAUGGGCAUUGGGUAGGCAUCAUGAUUAAUGUCGUUGUCUUCAUAUAAGGUCCUGCAAUGCAAUAACUGAGAUAUUUCCGCGAAAAUGACCCACCUAAAAAGGAACACAGAAAACGACAGUCGUUUGAAACUAAAAGAAUUUUUAAAAUUUACACUAUAUUUGGUAUUUUUGUCAUUUUUUUAAAAAUAAAAGAUAAAUGCUAAAAGUCACCU
Messenger RNA from Cannabis sativa, 1302 nucleotides. Its product is annotated as protein PLANT CADMIUM RESISTANCE 8. The record is from RefSeq and is a predicted model, not a curated record. The transcript is spliced from 4 exons. The coding region runs from base 264 to 815 and encodes 183 amino acids. NCBI's taxonomy places the organism in Eukaryota, Viridiplantae, Streptophyta, Magnoliopsida, Rosales, Cannabaceae.